AGGAAGCGUUAGCCAAAUAUUCUCUCGUAAAAUAUGCUCUAAUCUGGCCGCUUCUAGAUCUGAGGACACUCGGGAGGCCUGAAUAAAAAGCAGUUUUGCCAAAUCCAGAGGUUAGCUCAGGGUCACAGCAAGAAAGGACGUUAAAAGCUAAGAAAUUAAUUAGAAAAAAAGCAGGAACGUUGAGAUUUAAGUUGUACUUUUAGAUGUAUUUGCUAACGCUUGUAGUUGAAGUUGUUGAUUUGAGUUUUUCUAGGCAUGUGUCUGUUAUUCUAAUGAUGAACAAGAAAUAUUUUAAUGUUUUUUUUUGUUAUGGCUGUCAUUGAAACUCCUUUGUAGGUGUCUUCAACUUUAUCAAAAUACUUAAAAGGCAUGAGCUACAGACACUCUCCCUAGUUUUGUCAUGGCAUGCACCAAGUAACUGGUUUCAAAAACCAUAGUAGAGAUGGUAGGAAAACAAUAGAUUUUGGGGGGUGAUAUAAACUGUUCAGAUUUUAUCUUCAGCUCUGGAUUUCCGUCCAACCUUUGUGGAAUGAUUGCAAGUCCCAUAAGAGUUUAAGUGUCUUAAAUAAAUCAGAAGUGCUUACAGGGGUCUGGAGUUAGACACAGCUCCUCCAGACAAAUGGCUCUUGUCAUAUACUGUUCCCUAAAAGAGAGAGAGCUCCUAUAACCACACACACACACGGAAAAGAGAGAAGACAGUCCCGUCUCUUCAUUCCAGUCUGCUCAGUGUCUGAAGACAGUGAGUUCCUUAUUUUACUCCUCUCCAUAUCUGGAAUUUAUUUCUACUUAAAGUGUUUUCAUGCAGCGACAGAGGACUAAUAUUUGACCCAACAGGACGAUGGUUCCAGUUAAACUCCUCAUUCUUGGAUCUCAAAACUCUGGAAAAACAGCUCUGUGUGUUCGACUCAUUACCAAGCGCUUCAUUGGAGAGUACGACCAUAAAAAAGAGGUGACCUACAGGUGCAGUCGGGUGGUGGACCAGGAAGCUGUUGAUCUGGAGAUUUUGGAUUUAGCUUGUAAGGACAACUGUGCAGCCUCUCUGGAGGCGUCGCUCCGCUGGGCCGACGGCUUCCUGCUGCUCUACUCCAUCACACAGCGCCUCAGUUUCCUGGAGGUUCCUCGCCUCAAGAAACUCAUCGACCAAACCAAGCAGAGUCUGGGUAGGUGAAGGAACUCACUCAUCACCGGCUGCAUGUGUUAAAACAUGUUUGGACAGGAGUUCAGUAAACUUAAUGUGUGAUCUAGAGACCACUAACUAAC
Gymnodraco acuticeps is the source of this 1260-nucleotide messenger RNA. RefSeq lists its product as uncharacterized. Gene Ontology annotation, molecular function: GTPase activity; GTP binding. The transcript is spliced from 5 exons. The coding region runs from base 839 to 1168 and encodes 109 amino acids. The record is from RefSeq and is a predicted model, not a curated record. NCBI's taxonomy places the organism in Eukaryota, Metazoa, Chordata, Actinopteri, Perciformes, Bathydraconidae.